This is a messenger RNA of Cyphomyrmex costatus, 1134 nucleotides long. Its product is annotated as lysophospholipase-like protein 1. The transcript has 4 exons. Gene Ontology annotation, molecular function: palmitoyl-(protein) hydrolase activity; carboxylic ester hydrolase activity. Gene Ontology annotation, biological process: protein depalmitoylation. The record is from RefSeq and is a predicted model, not a curated record. Lineage: Eukaryota; Metazoa; Arthropoda; Insecta; Hymenoptera; Formicidae. The coding region runs from base 321 to 1019 and encodes 232 amino acids. Gene Ontology annotation, cellular component: cytoplasm.
AGCCAAUCCGAGUGGCAAGAUUCUAAUCUAGCAGUAUCCAACUAGCAAUGUAGCAAGAAAACAAGCAUCGUGUGCAACUGACCUAACUUAUUACACCAGAGUGUACACUAGUUCAGAACUUUGGAAAAGGAACAAAUCUUUUAUCUCUUGCACUUUUUGCACUUGACUUGAUAAACAUGUGUAAAGUGUAUUCAUCAAAACUGAUUAAAAUGAAUCGUCAUAAGGCAUUAUUUGAUUUAUAAUUUAUUUAUGUAUUUUUAUAAAAAUUCUAGGAAAUUAAUGCUAAAACAAAUAGUAAGCAUUAAAGUUUCAUCGACAGAAUGGCAGCGAUUGCAAGAAUCUCACAAGCGAAUAUCGUGCAAGCUACGAGAAAACAUAGUGCUACUGUAUUUUGCUUCCAUGGAUCUGGUGAUACAGCAGAGGGUUUUAAAGAAUGGGUUAAUAUUCUUAAUAGAGAAAAUCUACAGUUUCCACACAUAAAAUUAAUUUAUCCUAGCGCACCUAGUCAACCUUACACACCUAACAAUGGAAUGAUGCAAAACGUAUGGUUUGAUCGUUUGGCAAUAUCCAAUCAAGUUCCAGAACACUUAGAUUCAAUCAAUUCCAUGUGUCAAAAUGUAUCAGAAUUGAUUGACAGAGAAGUGGCUGAUGGAAUUCCAUUUAACAGAAUAAUUCUAGGUGGAUUUUCAAUGGGUGGCUGUCUCGCAUUGCAUCUAGCAUAUAGAUACCGACCAGCCAUAGCUGGUUGUUUUGCUAUGUCUUCCUUCCUAAACAAGGAUUCUAUAGUCUAUGAGUAUUUGAAAAUGAAUCCAGAACAUUGUAAGAUACCGCUUGUUCAAUAUCAUGGCACAGUAGAUACUUUAGUUCCUAUUGAAUGGGGUAAGCAGAGCGCUAAGAAUUUGAAAGAUCUUGGAGUAAACGUGAAGUUUGUGCCGCUGCAAAAUAUGGAACACGAGUUGAGUCGUGAGGAGAUUCAAAGUUGGAGGAACUGGCUCCUCCAAAUCUUGCCGGAUAAAUAAUAUACAAAUUGUUAAAUAUUAAAAUUAUUGUUCAUGUACUAUAUUUUAUAAUCAAGACUGUAAAAUGGUAUAUAUUGCAUUUGUUUUUAGAAAUAUAUUGAUAAUAGUUGUUAUG